AUGUUACAAGUGGCAAACGUUAUAUCAGAAAAGAUAGAAAUUUUCCAGAAAGAUAUUGUCAAGACGACCCUAAAAGACUGUUUGUCAAAUAUAGAAAAUAAAAAUGUUAAGAUAGAUGAAACAGAACAGGCUUGUGUGGAAGGAAAACGUAUAGCUACAGAUAUUAUAGAAGCUAUGGGUACCGAAAAAGAUGCUCCACUACUGUGGAAGAGGAGAGUCACACCGGCACAUUCUCUAUAUUCAAGGCGUCUUGGCGAAAAUAAUAUGAAAAUCCGCAGAGAACAAGACACAACAAGGAUUGAACAGUUAAGGCACGAAAUGGAUGAUCUUAGGAAGGAGCAGAUUAAGAACAUUACUCCAGCUAUCAAGCUUUUUGCAAGAUACCUUGUUUCAAAAGCAGAGUCGCCGUCUUGUCUGAGAUUUAUUCUAGCAUGGCUGAACAUUUUUAUUCAAGUAGAAAAGCAAAAAUUACUGCCACAAUUAAUAAAAGAAAACAGAACUGCAUGGACUAGAAUGGGCGACAUAAAAAGCAAGAGCAAUCCGAAUUCUGAAGACAUUGCAAUUCAAAGAGAAUCUAUUAAAAGGACGGAAAACCAAAUACAAGAAGCCUCAUUCAGCAUAGAACUAUUGUUCCAUGAGAUAGGACACAUUUAUGAUACUAUCAUUAUUCUGAGGAAAGAUAGUACAAGCGUAGAGCUUCCAUCUGUCAAAACUAUGUUGGAAGUUUGUGCAUCACUUUUUGUAGAAGGCAACACACUGGAAUUAAUUGACGGUGAAGCGUUUCAUAUGUCUCAGCACUGGAUAGGAAAGGUUUUUGAAAAGGUCUCUGAAAUAAUGGGAUCUCCGAAAGUUCUGACAAUGUCGAUUUUAGGCAUUCAGAGCUCUGGUAAAUCUACCUUAUUAAAUACAAUGUUUGGCUCUCAAUUCCCAACAAGUGUUGGUAGAUGUACAAAGGGUAUACAAAUGAAAUUAUUACCCUUACGUAUAGAUAAUCUAUUUCAAUAUAUUUUAGUUUUGGAUACAGAAGGAUUAAGAGCUCCAGAUGACAGUGACGAAAAGUGUAACUUUGACAAUCAGAUGGCCACCAUAAUUACCGGGCUCGGUGAUAUAACAGUUAUGAACGUUAUGGGGGAAAACGCUAUGGCCAUCAGGGAUAUAUUACAAGUAGUGGUUCAUGCUUUUCUACGUCUUAAAUUAGCAGAUCCAAAUAUCGAUUUAAGAAAAAGGUGUACGUUUAUCCAUCACAACGUUUCAAGUGUAAUGGCUCUUGAUAAGAUGAGGCCAUCCGUAAGCAAACUGAUGGAGAUACUUGAUAGUGUCACGAAAGAUGCGGCUGAAAUGGAGGGCAUUGCAGAUGUUGUGGAAUUUAAUCAAAUAAUACAAUUUGAUAUGACAUCACAAGUUUGGUUUCUACCAAAUUUAUUGGAAGGGUGUCCGCCAAGAAUUAAAUGCGAAUACAGUUCUCAAGCUGCUGACAUCAAAAGUAAACUGUUACAGUUGGCAAUUAGUGACACAGAAAAGUCAUACGGUUCACUUAAUGACGUAAUAAUGCAUGCAAGAGAUUUAUGGAAAGGAGUCUUAACAGAAGACUUUGUUUUCUAUUUUCGAAAUAGUGAAGAAAUUCGGGCAUACAACUUGCUAGAAAGUAAAAUUCUGCACUGGUUGUCUGAACUGCAAUGCUUCUGUCGGAAAAAGUGCGUCGAAACUUCACAGGAAGUGUUCCAAAAAUGCAGUGAGCAACAAGAACUUGAAGGGGCAACGGAAGCAGCAAAUGAAUUAAUAUUCGACGAUCUUCACAAGAAAGAAAUUGAAGUUAAGCUAGAAAUUGAUAAAUGUUUCAAUGAAAAUGAAUUCAAAAAUGCAAUUUGUCGAUGGAAAGACGAAACAACAGCAAGAUUUGAGUAUACAUGCAUGGAUUUACGCAAUAGUAUCAAGAAAGAAACCGAAAGAUUUCGCCAAAAAAGGAGUAUUGAGAUAUUUCAAAAUUCCAAUCGCGCUGAGCACGAAGAUAAGCUUCAUAAGAAGUCAGUGAAACUUGCAAAAGACGCUAAAGAUUUGUCAGUUGAAGAAAUAAACAAACAGUUUGAAAACAUAUGGCAGGAAUUUGUAAAGGAAAUAGAAAACAAGUCCCACGUUCCAACAAUUUGUAUAUUUAAAAAAAGGCUUCACGAAAUGUAUAAAAAUGAUGCAUCGUUACAUGGUUUAAUUGAUGAGCAAACUCUUCAAUUCAACACGCCUGAUCACUUCUCAGGUAAUUUAUCAGAUCUCCUUUCGGAAAAAUUAAAUUUUUUAUUAAAGGAUGUCUUGCAAGUAACAAAUACCCUUACAAAUAUUGAAAAUAUAAUUCAGAGUUAUAUCACACGUCCUUACAGCAUCAAAGAUGAAAAUAUUAGUUUGUUUCUGGAAGAGGUUGAAAAAGAAAUCAAAUGUAAAAGCACAUGGAAGAAUGAAAGUUUAAAAAUGAAAACUAAGGCAGAAAUACUAGUUAUCAUUUGUUGCUACUCAUCACGUCUUUUUGAUAAACAUAAUAUAGAUCCAAGAACCCAUCAAAGUGAACCAUUAUCGGAAAAACAUGUCCACAAUUAUCUUUACAAGUUAUUUGCUACUGAAAGAGCUAUUGUGUGCCAAAUGAUAAAUCAAAAGCCUCCGUCUGCUAGCUUAAAGUUAAGAAACAUAGAAGAAUAUGCUGACGAUAUAAGCAUACCUCGCCACUUUUUCAAUGUAAGUAAAAUAAUAGUAAGCGACAAGAAAAAGAUAUCGCUAGUUCGUCCUCAUGUUGACAAAAUUCUUUCAGAAACCCGUUUACAAAUAGAUGAGUUAUGCCAAACAGAUACAGAAAUGUCAGAGUUUAAUAUCAAAACAGUUUUAUACAAUGCAAAAAAGGACAUUGAAAAUUUGAAAACACAUAAAAAUGAAUUUACUUUGACGAACAGAUUUACGAUUCGAAUUUGUGUCCAUGUGGGUGAAUAUGCCUAUAGCAAAUUUCAGAAGCAAAACGAAUUAUAUCAAGAAAAAAUUGCAAGACGUUUAACCAACUACAAACAAUCUGUAAGAGCUCAGUUUGAUGCAUAUUUGUCAGACAGGAAGCAAGAAGACACGGCGGCUUUAUUGAUAAGUAGUGAAAUAGAAACCAUUGCUCGAGAAGCCAUUAGAUUGUUCAUGCCUAGUAAAGUAUUGCGUGAAUUACGAAAAACGACAAUACCCCGAACAAAAUUGGAUUUAAUUAUAGACAUGUUAACUGAUAUGGCUGAAGGAGAGAAGUUUUUUCCGUUUACGUUUUAUAUUGAAAGCCCAAGUGAGUAUGCAGAAGCGUGGAUAACAAAACAAUCAAAGAAUUAUUUGUUUGCAGAAAAUUCAACAGGUUACUUUAAAAUUGCUUCACGAAGAAUUUCUAAGAUUUUCGAAGAUAUUUAUAAUGCUAUUAAUGCUACUACUGAUUUAUUGAAGCAUUGUCCGCCUACUUUAGAAAUGUGGAUGGAACAACUAAACAAAAAUCUUAAACAGUGCCGAAUUCUAGAUGAGAAUAUCCGUAAUGCUAAACGGGAAAUCAUAACAAUCCAAAAUGUUACUAAUUUUAAUAGAAUCCUUUUGAUUAACUUAAAAAAGUCAAAAAACAAAUUGACAUCCGAAGCAAAGAAGGAGACAGAGGACACAAUAGUGUGGGGUUCAUUAAAUCCUUAUAAAGAGGUCUUUAGAAUGUACUGGGGAUGUGAAGAACAAUGUAGAUAUUGCGGAGAACCAUGUUGUCAAAGUAAGCAUGACGAAAAGAGUUCUAAACAUAGAUGUUUACAACAUAGACCAGGAUGCUGUUCUGGAAUCCAGGAUAGUGCAUCCAAGACAGCAAUGCUAGAAACAUGUAACUUCAACGUCCAAAAGCUUGGCAAAAGUCACAACUGCCUUGCAUUCAAUUUUGUUUGUUAUCGCUUGGCAGGAAAGCCAUGCGAUGAUAAUACAAUGCAUUUGUUCAAGGAUUACCGGAAAUAUCUUCCUUACUGGGAUAUCAAACCAGACAUGGAUAUGUCUGAGAACUCUGAGUUUUGGAUGUGGUUUGUUGCUACAUACAAAAAGCAGUUAGCCGAUUAUUAUGGUUAUGAUGUUUCUAAUGUUCCUGAAUCGUGGUUGUGUAUUUCGAAAGAAUCUGCUAUCGGAAGCUUACGCCGCUAG
This is a messenger RNA of Mercenaria mercenaria, 4164 nucleotides long. RefSeq names its product interferon-induced very large GTPase 1-like. The transcript has a single exon. The coding region runs from base 1 to 4164 and encodes 1387 amino acids. Gene Ontology annotation, molecular function: GTP binding. The record is from RefSeq and is a predicted model, not a curated record. Lineage: Eukaryota; Metazoa; Mollusca; Bivalvia; Venerida; Veneridae.